CCCCCAGUAAAUUCCUACCAAUAUAUGAACACUAAGCAAAGCAACAACAGUCUCUCUUCUUUUGCCAUGAAGCUUCUUCAUACUCCAUCGGUAUACCAUGCUUGCUUCACGUUGCUCUGUAUUUCUUGUAUUUACGGCUGCAUCGAAUGCACAACCACGUUCAAACCUGGAACGGGAGCACUGGCAAGAGGCCGUGCCGAGUUGAAUCUCACAGCGGUACUGAACACAACUGAUCCACUGUAUUUGUAUUACUGGAGUGUAAAUGUCUCUGCGAACUGUAGUGGUUUCGAGUGCAUAAAUGAAACAGGAACCUGUGAUCAUUUAAGGAAAAAUAAUCUCACAAGUGAUCAGUACAAUUUCACACGGUCCUUCCUCACUGCAAAUAAGCAAUGGACAAACGAAUCUUAUAUGGGAAAAUUCAACAAUAGUCGAUCUCCACCAAUUGAAAUGAUGGUGACUAACCUUACAAGUGGUUCUACAGGGAGCUGGGACGUGCAGUUGUGGUUUAAUCAACCAGAUACAUACAACUGCAGCGUUGUAACCAUCACAAAGAAGAAUUCAAGUGGACGUAGCCGUUUUUCAGAAUGGGCAGACUGUUGGGUGCGCUGGCGCGUGCAAUGCAUGUCAUCGAUCACUUCUGUUAAAGCAGCUUCACAAAGAGGACUCUACGAGAUAUGACAACGCGGGUAGACCUGUAUUAAACAUUUGGCAGUGAAUCCACUGAAAGAAAGCAUAAAUUUCAUAUGUACAUAGAAAAAUAAAAGAUUUCAUUCUGUU
Rhipicephalus sanguineus (brown dog tick) is the source of this 777-nucleotide messenger RNA. RefSeq lists its product as uncharacterized. Bases 25 to 678 code for a protein of 217 amino acids. The transcript is spliced from 5 exons. The record is from RefSeq and is a predicted model, not a curated record. NCBI's taxonomy places the organism in Eukaryota, Metazoa, Arthropoda, Arachnida, Ixodida, Ixodidae.